AGAAUUAAGCACCAGGAUUUUCGAGGCGGACGAAGCUGACCGUAACGUCAUGGCCUCGGCGGGCCUCCAGCUCCUUGCUUUGGUCUUGGCCUUAUGUGGGGUCUUUGGAGUGCUCGCGGCCACCUUGCUGCCCAACUGGAAGGUGAACGUGGAUGCAGGCUCCAACAUCAUCACAGCCAUCGUGCAGCUGCAAGGGCUGUGGAUGGACUGCACGUGGUACAGCACCGGGAUGUUCAGCUGCGCCCUGAAGCCCUCCAUUCUGUCCCUCCCCGCCCACGUGCAGGCUGCGCGGGCCACCAUGGUCCUGGCCUGCGUUCUGUCUGCUCUGGGGACCUGCACUGCCACAGUGGGGAUGGAAUGUACUCGCUUAGGAGGGGACACAAAAACCAAGAGCCACGCCUCUUUCGCGGGAGGACUCUGCCUCGUGUCCGCAGGGGUCUCUGGUUUCAUACCGAUGGUGUGGUACACGAAGGAGAUCAUAGCAAACUUUCUGGAUCUGACAGUUCCAGAAAGCAACAAACACGAACCGGGAGGAGCCGUCUACAUCGGAUUCAUCUCGGCCAUGCUGCUGUUUACCUCUGGCAUGAUUUUCUGCACUUCCUGCAUAAAAAAGAAUGCAGAAGCUUGGCUCCACCCACCCAAGCAGCAGCCUAUCCCCACUACAAAGCCGGAGGGCAAUUCAGCAUACACUCUGAAGGAUUACGUGUAAA
Molecule: messenger RNA, 710 nt
Organism: Pteropus alecto (black flying fox)
Lineage: Eukaryota; Metazoa; Chordata; Mammalia; Chiroptera; Pteropodidae
Gene: CLDN20
Product: claudin 20
Exons: 1
Coding region: 50-709 (219 amino acids)
Biological process (GO): cell adhesion; bicellular tight junction assembly
Cellular component (GO): plasma membrane; bicellular tight junction
Molecular function (GO): structural molecule activity
Source: RefSeq, a predicted model, not a curated record